AUGAUAUUUAACGACUUUGUAAUGAAUGGUUAUCAACAAGUGAUCCUGAGCAUGUCUGCUGGCUAUGUUGCACAUGUUUAUAAACGUGAAGAAAUAGUUAAAGCCGCAGACAAUAAUGCUCAAGAAUUAGAAAAAGAUCUGAUUGAUAGUGACAGCAAUAUUGGUGGCAACACAUUAAACGAUGAUGAUGAUGAAACUGAUGAUUGA
Rotaria sp. Silwood2 is the source of this 207-nucleotide messenger RNA. Lineage: Eukaryota; Metazoa; Rotifera; Eurotatoria; Philodinida; Philodinidae. The record is from the annotation of a GenBank genome assembly.